AAGUCUUAAACCCUCUUCGAGUCAGUGGUUUCUGAUUCAAAUCAUGGAAGGUAUUUGUAUGUUCCAUUUGAAUCUCUGAUAAUGUUCGGACAGUGGUAAGCAUUCGAUCUGUGAGUUCAAUCACUCUAGAAAAUACUUAUAAAGAGACUUCACAGAUGGGGAGAAUCUAGAAAGGGUUUCAUUCAUGAACUAUGAAAUCAGGGUGAGGCCAUUUCUACUGUGUCUUUUUAGUUGACUGAGAGAUGAAGAUCUUCUUUGGAAGCCCUGGUACGGUUAGUGGACUUCUUCUGAGGAUAGGACAGUGUUUUUGCGCUGCUGCUUCCAUUGGAACGAUGGCGUCUGCCUCUAAGUUUAACAACUACACAGCUUUCUGUUAUUUAGUUGCUUCAAUGGCACUUCAAGUACUCUGGAGCAUGGCACUUGCAUGUCUUGAUGCUUAUGCUUUGAUGAUGAAGAGGGACCUCCAGAAUCCUCUAUUAGUGAGCCUGUUUGUAGUUGGUGACUGGGUAACAGCAACUCUAUCACUUGCAGCAGCAUGCUCAUCGGCGGGGGUGACAGUUCUAUUUACUAGGGACUUGGAUUUCUGCAAGUUACUAUCUCAUGUCUCUUGCGGCAGGUUCCAGAUCUCUGUAGCUCUGGCUUUUGUUACAUGGUUCCUCAUUGCUGUAUCUUCUCUUGUAAUGUUUUGGCUAGCGGCCUCUGUUUGAGAGACCAGUGCUCUCUCUCUCUCUCUGCUGUUGUUCACUUUCUCGUAGUCAGGUAGUGGUUUCCAUGUAAAAAUUUUCAUCCCUGUUGUGUAUAUACCAAGUAACAGUGAUGGUUAAUAUCAGUACGCACAUUAGCUUUUUCAA
Messenger RNA from Telopea speciosissima, 851 nucleotides. RefSeq names its product CASP-like protein 5B2. Bases 243 to 707 code for a protein of 154 amino acids. The record is from RefSeq and is a predicted model, not a curated record. Gene Ontology annotation, cellular component: membrane. The transcript has 3 exons. Lineage: Eukaryota; Viridiplantae; Streptophyta; Magnoliopsida; Proteales; Proteaceae.